UCAUCCAGCGGACGUACUAUGCAGACUGGACGACGGAUGUUCCUGGCAGUGUUGGUGUUGGUCAUAGUCACUCGUGUUAACUGUGAAUUUGAUGAUGACACGUUACAGAAAUUACGUAAUAUACUUAGGAAAGAAUCUCGGGCAUUUCUUGACGAAACUGCCAAAGUAAAUCAAAUGAGAGAAUUUAACAACUUGAGAAAAGUUACAGCAGUGUCUUCUACGCCUCCGUCUGAGUCUUCAGAUUCUAUUAAGACAAACAGGACAGACAAGUGGUCCAGGUGGAAGAGGUCAGGUUGUCCUGGAGGUGUUGGAAACUUUGGCUUCAACUCCUUCAACCUCCUGACAUUCUCCCUUCAGGCAUUUAAUGGUGUCAUCAACACAAUCAACAACCUCAAUAAUAACAAUAACAAUAAUAACAUCAACUCUGGAAACAACGCAAACAGUAACUUCAAUGAACAAAAUUCAAAUGUGAAUUCCAUGUCUAUGUUGGUUGUCAUAGUUCCACCUCCAAGAAGAAGAAAGCGGGAACUAUGGGAGAAGGAAAAUGGACAUUGUGAACAAGAUAUGAGUGAACAGGAAAUACAAACUGUGAUACAAGACACAUAUUCGACAAUAUCUGACAUCAUCAAAAUGUCACAACAUAAUCCUAACUGUGGUAAAUAUAUUUUGUGUCUCAAUAUACAAAACAGCUAUGCUCGCUACGGCCUGCAAGUGCUGAGUGAAAUGUCUCGCCAGAAGAAACUGUGGAAUGACAUUAUAGAACCCAUGUUAACGGCUGGUCACUGUUCAUCCUUGUUCCCAGAAUGCUUUUGGGCGUAAUAUAGUAAAACCAUAUUUAAAUCCACACAAGAAUUUAAUUAAAAGUCAAUAACCUAAUCAAGCCUAAAUUGGUAGUACAGCUGACCAAUCCUCAUCAAAUCUAUCCAAAUAAAUCAAGCUUAACUCAUUAUAAACUCCACUCUCUAAUAAACACUGACAUGAAUUGCGAUUUGGCGUUUUAUUUUUCUAUUGUAUAUGCUCCAAAAAACAUCUAUAUAAUUUUAUGUUAGACAAUAUGACACAAUGUAUGAAGGAUGUUCACAACCAUAUCGAGACAACAGGAGUCGCAGUGUUUCUUAAAUUCAUCGGAACCCUCCGUAAAGAUGCUUUUUGCAGCGAGUCCGUACAGCUGUACAUGUGGCUCUAAUUGUUGGGUAAUUGUUUAGUUCAGGCUGUUAUAUCAGUUCACCUGAAGAUCAUUCCCCUAGAUUAUUUCACCUUAAGAUUAACCAUCCUCGUAAUUUAACCUAACCUUACUUACCACGUAACG
Messenger RNA from Homarus americanus (American lobster), 1309 nucleotides. Its product is annotated as GATA zinc finger domain-containing protein 8-like. The record is from RefSeq and is a predicted model, not a curated record. The transcript has a single exon. The coding region runs from base 19 to 819 and encodes 266 amino acids. NCBI's taxonomy places the organism in Eukaryota, Metazoa, Arthropoda, Malacostraca, Decapoda, Nephropidae.